Messenger RNA from Caenorhabditis elegans, 1175 nucleotides. It is a transcript of the gene Y48G8AR.2, whose product is annotated as FYVE-type domain-containing protein. The record is from RefSeq and is marked reviewed. Lineage: Eukaryota; Metazoa; Nematoda; Chromadorea; Rhabditida; Rhabditidae.
AAUAUGGAAAAUAGCACACUUGAUGCAUUGAACAACUCGAUAAAAGAGCUCAGCAUCGAAGAGCAACGAGCGAUUCGGAGUGUUUUGGAGAAGGAUCUGGAAUUUCAGCAAUCCGAGCAGAAUCGAAUAAGAAGCCUAUCCACGUGCGUUGCUAUCAAAAAAACAAGCCUGCAAGAGAAACGCCGAGCAAGUUCCGUCGCCGGCUCGGAAUCUUCGGAAAGUGGACUCUCGUCGCCGGGAAAUGUGUCGCAUGGACGAACUUCCCCGCUUCCAAAAUGGAAUAAUCGCUUGUGCUCCACGUGCCAAUGCACAUUGGGAUACAUCCUCAAUAGUGGGACAAAGUGCAAAAAAUGCUCUUCGCACAUCUGUGACAAAUGCGCUCACUCGGUCUCUAGUGGAAGUGCACAAAAUCCACAGAAAUAUAGCCUCUGCACAGUUUGCUAUAGUGAGCGAGAACUAUCCGCCGCAAAAAAUGAGUGGGUUCAAGGAUCUGAUGAAGCCGAAAAGACAUCUGAACAGUUGCUAAAUGUCAUGAAAUCUUCGGAAAAACGAAAUUCAGUUCAAAUUCCCGCCACACCGCCGGCGGUGAAAGGAAAAGCGCCAUACAAACGAAACCUAACCCUCCCCGCAAUCCAAACCAGCUACCUCAGUGUCCCCGACGAAGAGCCCGGCCUAGUCCAAUCAGCCGGCGGCAACUCAAAUUUCUCUCCAAAAUUCUGGGGAGGAUCUCCGUCGCCGAGAAGUCCGCGAUCGUUCUCGUCCGCCAAUUCUUCAAAUAUCAGCAUAAAUUCUCCAGCAGCUCCAAAUGAUUCCCUACGGGCGUUGCAUCCAAGAGAAGCGAUUGGAAGUCCGGCGCCAAGGCCAAUGUCCAGUACUCCAUUGAGCGGAGUUCCAGAAGAUUCGACUAUCCAAAUACCCCAAGUUGAGCGUCGCCGCAGUGCUUUCGAAGGUUCCCGAAGGUCUGGAAAGCUUCGCCGCCAGAGCGAGGCGACCGUCCCAACGUUUCAGCUCAGCAAGUGCUGAAACUUUAUUUUUUUUAAUACCUAUUUUUAUAAUUUUUGUUUCGAUGUCCCAUGUCCCUCCUCCGCCCACCUUCUGUGCUUAUUUUGAUCUCCCCAACCCCAUAUUUGUGUCUCACAAAAUCAGUAUGAAACAAUCAAUGAAGCGUCUCUUUU